Dioscorea cayenensis subsp. rotundata (Guinea yam) is the source of this 1431-nucleotide messenger RNA. Its product is annotated as shaggy-related protein kinase eta. Gene Ontology annotation, cellular component: cytoplasm. The record is from RefSeq and is a predicted model, not a curated record. Gene Ontology annotation, molecular function: protein serine/threonine kinase activity; ATP binding. Bases 148 to 1284 code for a protein of 378 amino acids. The transcript has 13 exons. Lineage: Eukaryota; Viridiplantae; Streptophyta; Magnoliopsida; Dioscoreales; Dioscoreaceae. Gene Ontology annotation, biological process: signal transduction; protein phosphorylation.
UUAGUCAUUGUGAGGGUAUUUCGGGAAUGGAGGAGAGAGGGAGUGGAGCAGUUGGUGGCGUGGUUCCGCAUCGCUUCGUUGCCGCUGGAGCUUCAGCACCCGCCGCCGGAGCUUGAGGGCUUCAAGCCGGAGCCACGGCGGACGGAAAUGGCGGAAGAUAAGGAUAUGUCUUCUGUUGAUAGUAGCGGUCCUGUCACUGGCCAUAUUAUUUCGACUACAAUUGGUGGCAAGAAUGGCGAACCUAAGAGGACAAUCAGUUAUAUGGCUGAGCGCGUGGUCGGGACUGGAACAUUUGGCAUUGUCUUUCAGGCAAAAUGCUUGGAGACUGGAGAAACUGUUGCCAUAAAGAAGGUUCUUCAGGACAAACGAUACAGGAACCGGGAGCUGCAAUUGAUGCGGUCUAUGGAUCAUCCUAAUGUGGUUUCUUUGAAGCAUUAUUUCUUUUCCACAACAAACAGAGAUGAACUGUUUCUUAACCUGGUGAUGGAGUUUGUGCCUGAGACCUUAUAUCGGGUUCUAAAGCAUUUCUGCAAUGUGAACCAGAAUAUGCCUCUAAUCUAUGUGAAGCUAUAUACAUACCAGAUGUUCAGAGGCUUGGCUUAUAUACAUACAGUUCCUGGAGUUUGUCAUAGGGAUGUGAAGCCACAAAAUCUUCUGGUGGAUCCUCUGACCCAUCAAGUCAAGCUUUGUGAUUUUGGAAGUGCUAAAAUUCUGGUCAAGGGUGAAGCAAAUAUUUCUUACAUAUGUUCUCGCUUUUAUCGAGCUCCAGAACUCAUAUUUGGUGCGUCAGAAUAUACAGAAACAAUUGAUAUAUGGUCAGCAGGUUGUGUACUUGCUGAAUUGCUUCUCGGUCAGCCUCUGUUUCCAGGUGAAAGUGCAGUAGAUCAGCUUGUUGAGAUAAUCAGGGUUCUUGGCACUCCAACAAGGGAGGAAAUUCGUUGUAUGAACCCGAACUAUACAGAAUUCAGAUUUCCACAAAUAAAAGCUCACCCUUGGCACAAGGUUUUCCACAAGCGUAUGCCGCCAGAAGCAAUAGAUCUUACAUCCAGGCUUCUUCAGUAUUCGCCAAGCCUUCGCUGCAGUGCGCUUGAGGCUUGUGCCCAUCCUUUCUUCGAUGAGCUUCGAGAGCCCCAUGCACGUUUGCCCAAUGGACGCCCUUUGCCACCACUUUUUAAUUUUAAAGAAGAAUUAGCAGGUGCUUCACCAGAGUUGAUCAACAAACUUAUUCCUGAGCAUAUAAGGCGACAGGCUGGUCUUGGUUUUGUACACCCUGCCGGAACCUAAGCAGCUGGUUUUUCAGCAGAUUUCCUCAUCUCUCGACCGACCAAAUUUCAAACCGGUCCAUGUUUACAGACGGGAUCAAUUUGGUAAGAAAGCUUCAAAUGUUUGGUCACGGUGAGAAAAUCGGCUUACGAAUUUCAGCUGCAGUGA